AUUAUAUAAAAAGAUGGUGAUAAUUUGGAUUUUUUUCAUAACAAGUGCAAUCAUCCUUGGUAAUAAUCCUUACAAACAACAAACACGUUUCCGAUAUUUACCCGAUAAAUCUGAAAAAAAAUUUCAAAAAUGAAAUUUCAAUUAUUUUUUGCCAUAACGGUAACAAUAGCUAUCGGUCUAGCAUAUGCUGGCGAUGAUGAUAAACAGAAAAAAAUUGAAGAAGCUGAAGAAAUGAUUAACCAAGCCAGAGAUUUUCUUAAAGAUAAACAAAUGAAUGGUCAUAAUGUUGGUGAAAUAUUAGCUAUUCGUGCACAGAUUGGUAUCAUUAUUGCAAUCAUUGGUGAACUUCAUACAACCAAUGAUGAAAAAGCAUUGAAAAAUAUUUAUGAACAAUUGGAAAUACAUGAAAAAAAAUUACAAGAUGAUAUUGAAAAUUUUGGUAAACAUUCAACAACGAAAUCAAUAAUUACAGGUAAUAAAAAAGAUGAACGUGAACGUAGAAUUCUUCUUGAACAGGGUUACAAAUUAAUUGACGAAACGGAAUAUUACCUUCAAACACAUCGUGAUUCUUAUCAUGAUCAACAUGCAAUUGAUCGUAUUGAACAUGAAUUGGCAACAGUAAAAUCAUUGAUGGAUCAAUUAAAAGAUAUUCAUUAUGAUGAAAAAGAAUUAAGAGCGGUUGAAAAACGUCUAGGUGAACAUGAAAAAACCUUGAAAUAUUUGAUUAAUCAUUACCGUAUGAAUUAAGAUUGCCAAAAUGAUAAUUGCUUCAUUGAAUUUUUUUUUUUUUUGCAUUUAAAUUGAAAUUGAAAAU
Dermatophagoides farinae (American house dust mite) is the source of this 814-nucleotide messenger RNA. RefSeq lists its product as uncharacterized. Lineage: Eukaryota; Metazoa; Arthropoda; Arachnida; Sarcoptiformes; Pyroglyphidae. The record is from RefSeq and is a predicted model, not a curated record.